GGGCGCUCAGCUCGGCUCCAGAAAGUGAAAGUUGGACUCGGGUCUCCUGCAGCCCCCAGCCCCACAGAGCCGAGCCGAGCCGAGCCGAGCGUCGCCACUGGAUUACCCCUCUCCUCUGCUUUCCGAGAGGCCGCGUGGAGCCGGCCCCCUGCGCCCCGCUUCGGCCACUUAGGAGGGUGCUCUGCACGGCUCAGCAAGGCUCCGCUCGCUCCGACUCCGGCCCCGGGGACAGCAGCCCUGAUGACCCCACGGGGCGCAAGCGGGAGCUGCCCACUCACGACAUGGCUGGGCUUUUGGCUUCUGCUGGCUUAUCUCCUGGUGGUCUGGAGCUUUCCCUCUCAUGGGCCAGAAACUUGUAACCGUCUUAUUGGAGAAGGUCACCUAAGGAUGCUGCAGGAGCUGAUUGACAGCCAGAUGGAAACGUCCUGCCACAUUACCUUUAAGUUUGCAGACCAGGACCAGCUGAAAGAUUCCAUCUGCUACCUGAAGAAGGCAUUUCCCCUGGUCCAGGACAUUUUUGAGGAAAUCAUUCGCUUCAAGGACAAUUCUCCCAAUUACAACACCUCCAGGAAGCUACAUGAGCUCUACCUGAGGCUGAGGGAUGAUGGGUGUGUCACCAGGGAGCAUGAGAAGAGAGAUGAGGCCUGUGUUAGGACUUUCAAUAACACCCCUGUCCAGAUAUUGGAGAAGGUCCAAAAUAUCUUUGUAGAAACCAGAAGACUCCUUAAUGAUGAUUGGCGUGUCUUCAACCGUGAUUGCACCAGUAGCUUUGACAAAUGUGUAAUCUCAGAUGUGGUGACCAAGCCUGAUUGCAACUGCCUGUCCCCCAGAGCCACCCCUAGCAGUAAGCUGGCCUCUGUCCCCAUCCAUAGCUCCCUCUCUCCCUCCACAGCCCCGGUGGCCAAGUUGGCCUGGGGAGACUCUGAGGGGACAGAGGGCAAACCCCUCCUGCCCAGUGACCUGCCACCUCAAACAACAGCCCAGGGCAGUGCCAGGCACCGAGUCCCCCGGAGCACCUGUGGAAGCGUGGAGUCAAUGGAGGCUGCGGGCAUGCUCUCUGCUUCCCAGUCCCCGGUGGGAUCUGAGAUGGAGCCCGGGAGCAGCAAGUCUCCCCCUGACUUAUCCGAUUCCCCUAGGAUAAAGGGCCUUCUCAACUCUGACCUCGACACUGACUCAGCUCUAGGGGAUGCCUCAGGUGAUGUCAGCCCUGGGUCUCAAGAAACAGAGGCUCCCCUUUUCCUGUUGGGAGGGGGACCUACCCAGACAGGGACCGCAGAUCCAGAUGAGCUCCUCGCCACUCCCUCGACGCCUGUUCUCGCACAGGGACUGCUGGCCCAAGUGAGGAAUGACCACCUGCAGGAUGAGGGCAGUAACCCAUUGGCUGGCCAGGCCAGAGACUAUUCAUCAGAGGAGAUGGAUGGAGGUAUCCAGGGCCUGAGCUCGCCCACUACCCAGCUGCUGCACUCUGAGGAAACCCAGGGCAUCUCCAGCCUCCCCGCUCAGCCUGGUUUCCCCAGAAGUCAGUCCUGGGGCAUUCCCCGACCCCAAGAGGAGCUGGUGGGCAAGAGAAGCACUAGGGUCCGGAGGAGCCCCGUCAAGCUGGAAGGAGGAAGAGGAGGCCAAGGUUUGGAGAGAGGCAAGGGCCCAGGCGGGGCCCACAAGGGCUUUAACUCGCUUCCUUUGACUGACACAGGCCCCGAGAGGCAGAAUGUGGGAAGCCCUGAACUUCAGCCCCAGGGUUCUUUCUUCUAUGUACUGGUAUCCAGCAUCCUCCUGGUCCUCCUAGCAGUGGGCGGCCUCUUGUUCUACAAGCAGAAGCAGCGGAACCGCCAGGAGUUACAACCAGCAGAAAUACCUAUGGAGCAGCCAGAGAUCAGAAGCCCCCUAAACCAGGAAGAGGACAGACAGGUGGAGCUGCCAGUGCAGAGGUCGUAAUGAGCUGGGCCCACAGGACAGUCCCUCCAUGGGAGGAGAAGCUGUGGGGGCUUCCAGACACCCCCCCCAAGCCCGUUCUCCCAGGAUCUCAACCCGCCCACCACGGAGUCCCCCGGCCUGGACUGCACAGGACAGGAGCAGGCGAGGGGGGGAAGCCCUCUACCACUCGUUCUCUGUCCUCUUACUCUUUAUUGACUAAGAGAGGAAGGAAGGAUGCACAAAAAGCUCCAGAUAUUUAUGAUGAUGAUGAUGAUUUUGGCCCUGGAGGCCAGCAUCCAUGCUUCAGGGAGUGCCAGCAAAGGCAUGCUCAGAGCCUUCUGCCCUCAGAGACUGACCCACAGGCAGCCUGGGGAGGAAGGGGGACCUUCAGCCCCUCCCAUCCCACAGUCCCCUCCAGAAUCUGAGCCUGGACCAAGGGAGAAGAGGGCUGUUGGGUAGGAAACAGCCUUUAGGUAGGUGUUUUUUGGGGGGAGCCUGGCCUAGAGUUCCUCAUUGCUGCCAGGACAAGAGCUUUUCAGGGAAAUGUGCUCCCGUCUUAUUUAUGAAGCACCAAGAAAUCCAGGCUUCCCAGCAAGCCAGAACACGUCCCAAGAGGAAGGAAUGCCUCAAGGUUACCAGGGCAAUGCAGCUUAGACUUCAUUUCCCAAAAAGGGUGCAGCCAUCAAGUUGGGAGGAGGAGAUGCCUACACCCUGCCAUGGGUCUACACAGACAGCUGGGGAGGUGUCUACACCCUUUCUCUGAACCAGUGCUCUCAGCUCCCUUUGAGUGACAACUCUGGGGCCUUACCUCAGGGUAGCUCCAUGUUGCAUUGAGUCAGGGCUCUUCUGGGACUCAGCUUUUGAGAGGCCCUAUUCCCCAAAUCUGGACACCAAACAAGAUCUGUGUAGGAAAAAAAAAAGCCAGCAAUCACCGAGUCCCAACCUACCCCCCACCAUGCCCGGGACUCUGCUCCUAUCUUCCCUCACAAUUGUUAGCUGGGUCCUAGAGCUGCCCCAGAAGAGUUGGGGAGGAGGAACCACCCUCUGAUGAAGGAAGCCUUUGCACUGUGAAUAUUGAAUCUUCUUGCUGUACUGGCCUGACCUCUUCCCAUAGGCAGCGUCCUGUCAGUCCCUUUUCCCUACCGUUUCCUUGCCUCCUACGCACAUGAAGCUCCUGAGCUGGUCUCACGAUGAUGAAGGGAUUCCCCCACCCUUCCCUCCACUACCAUGUUUUGGUGUCCAAACGUGAUUAGUACCAUGGGCUGGCUCUCAUGGACUGUGGCUCCCUGGAGAGAGGGUAGAUGAUACCUAUCGGUCUACCUGCUUCAAGCUGAGUCUUGCUGCUGGAAGGCCUUGGCUUCUGUCUCACACUUUGACAUUCCCAAAAGAAGGAGGAUAGAACUUUUAUUUUAAUGACUGGAGUGGAGGGAACCAUGAUGGAACCUGUAUCUUUGAACCUGUGUGUAUGUCUAUGGAGGUGGGGGUUGAAGCUGUGUCUUUGCUCAGUCACUUUUCCCUGAACAGGUCUCCAAUUUGACCAACCUCCUUGUUCUCUCAACCCUUUAAGGAGAACAGAAGAGCAGGCCUUCUGACUGGUUAGAUUCCCUCUUGCUGCUGAUCUCAACGUGAUGAGUUUCUCAGUCUUAUUUUCACCUCAAACCUUUCCUCCCGGACUCAGGAGAAGUCUUCAUUUUCCCUCUUUCCUGUACCCCCUUAUUAACUUUCUUCCUAGCCCCUUUUGUUUCCUCCCUACAAUCUCUGCUUUCUCUACCUUCUUUGCUUUCAUGCUCAUCUUCAUUCAGACUCCUUUCAAGUUGGGUCCUGCUCUUCUGGCUUACCUGACCUUCCCUUCCCAAGUACAGUCCAGCUCCUCAUGCCCCCGAGUCAGGGAAGAGAGCUUAGCUUAGCACCCUCUUGGAACUUGUUCCAAAACUCCACCACUGGUUUAGUGGGUUGGAACCUCAGUUUCUUCAUCUGUAAAAGAAGAGGAGUAACCUCUGCCCUUCACCACUAUGUGGGAGGGGGUGUGAAGUCAUUAAAUAUUGGAGAAGUGAUAAGGGUGGG
Phascolarctos cinereus (koala) is the source of this 3978-nucleotide messenger RNA. RefSeq names its product colony stimulating factor 1 (gene CSF1). Gene Ontology annotation, biological process: positive regulation of macrophage differentiation; osteoclast differentiation. Gene Ontology annotation, molecular function: cytokine activity; growth factor activity. Lineage: Eukaryota; Metazoa; Chordata; Mammalia; Diprotodontia; Phascolarctidae. The record is from RefSeq and is a predicted model, not a curated record. Gene Ontology annotation, cellular component: membrane.